AUGAGUAACAACCACCGUCAACGGACAGCGCCGCUGUCGGGGCAUUCCGGUCCACCACUGCAAUACUCAGACGCAGAAGAUGUGUACAACAUAAUUCCGAUUCACAAUUUGCUAGACGACCACCCCUCCCUCCGUUAUCCGGAGGUUCGAGCCGCUGCUGCCUCUCUCCGUGCUGUUGGGGACCUCCGGCGGCCGCCUUUCUCCCUAUGGCAGCCCCAGUACGACCUUCUCGACUGGCUUGCACUGUUCUUUGGGUUUCAAUCCUCCAAUGUAAGGAACCAGCGGGAACACAUAGUUCUUCAUCUGUCUAAUGCUCAGAUGCGGCUCUCUCCUCCUCCGGAUAGCAUUGAUACUCUCGAUCCAUCUGUUCUCCGGCGCUUCCGCCGCCACCUCCUGAAGAACUACUCCAGUUGGUGCUCUUACCUUAACCUCAAGUCCAACAUCUGGCUUUCGGACUCCCAUUCACGCCACUCCUCCUCAGAUCACCGCCGCGAGCUUUUAUACGUGUCUCUUUAUUUACUUAUUUGGGGCGAGUCGGCGAAUAUACGCUUUGUUCCGGAAUGUAUUUGUUAUAUUUUUCAUAACAUGGCUAUGGAAUUGAAUAAGAUACUGGAGGAUUAUAUCGAUGAGAACACCGGGAGGCCAUUUUUGCCAUCUUUUUCUGGAGAAAAUGCGUUUUUAAAUAAAGUUGUGAAGCCUAUAUAUGAUACUAUUAAAGCUGAGGUGGAUAAUAGUAGGAAUGGCACUGCACCGCACUCCGCUUGGCGGAAUUAUGAUGAUAUAAACGAGUAUUUUUGGAGUAAGAGGUGUUUUGAGAAGCUGAAAUGGCCGAUUGAUGUUGGGAGUAAUUUUUUUGUUACAGGGAUGGGGAAGAAAGUGGGAAAGACAGGGUUUGUUGAGACGAGGUCAUUUUGGAAUUUGUUUAGGAGUUUCGAUAAGUUGUGGAUUAUGUUGAUUCUAUUUCUUCAGGCUUCGAUAUUUGUGGCAUGGGAGAGGAGAGAGUAUCCGUGGCAGGCAUUGGAGAAUAGGGAGGUUCAGGUCAAAUGCUUGACUGUAUUUAUCACUUGGAGCACACUGAGGUUCUUGCAGUCGUUGUUGGAUGCUGGAAUGCAAUAUAGUUUGGUUUCGAGGGAGACAAAGUCAUUGGGGGUGAGGAUGUUCUUAAAAUGUGUGGUUGCAGCUGCUUGGAUUUUGGUGUUCGGGGUGUUCUACGGAAGGAUUUGGAGCCAGAGGAAUCAGGAUCGAUCUUGGUCUCGCUCUGCCAAUAGGAGAGUUGUGAAUUUUCUUGAGGUUGCAUUGGCUUUUCUUGCUCCAGAAAUUCUGGCCCUGGCUUUAUUUGUCCUGCCAUGGAUUAGGAACUUUCUGGAGAAUACGAAUUGGAAGAUCUUUUAUUUGUUGUCAUGGUGGUUUCAAAGCAGGACUUUUGUGGGUAGGGGGCUUAGGGAAGGUCUUGUAGACAAUAUUAAGUAUUCACUGUUCUGGGUGGUUGUGCUUGCAACAAAAUUCACCUUCAGUUACUUCAUGCAAAUUAAGCCCAUGAUUGCUCCCACUAAGACAUUAUUGGAUCUGAAGGAUGUUAAUUAUGAAUGGCACGAGUUCUUUGACCACAGCAAUCGGUUUGCAGUGGGGCUAUUGUGGCUUCCAGUUGUUUUGAUUUACCUCAUGGAUCUGCAGAUUUGGUAUGCAAUUUACUCUUCACUUGUUGGUGCUGGGGUUGGGUUGUUUGAUCACUUGGGUGAGAUCCGGAAUAUGCAGCAGUUGAGGUUGAGGUUUCAGUUCUUUGCUAGUGCUAUUCAGUUUAAUCUGAUGCCCGAGGAGCAGCUUCUGAAUGCUAGGGGAACAUUUAGGAGUAAGAUCAAGGAUGCCAUCCGCCGGUUGAAGCUGAGGUAUGGGCUUGGCCGUCCCUUUAAAAAACUCGACUCAAAUCAGGUGGAGGCCUAUAAAUUUGCCUUGAUAUGGAAUGAAAUAAUUAUGACAUUCCGGGAGGAAGACAUUCUCUGUGACCGUGAAGUUGAGCUACUUGAGCUGCCUCAAAAUGACCGUGCAGACCCUAAAAGUAACUGGGAAAUUCAUGUGAUUCAGUGGCCAUGUUUGCUGCUCUGUAAUGAACUGCUGCUUGCUCUCAGUCAGGCAAAAGAGUUGGUUGAUGCUCCUGACAGGUGGCUUUGGUAUGAGAUCUGCAAGAAUGAGUACAGGCGAUGUGCGGUUAUUGAAGCUUACGAUAGUUUGAGGCAGUUCUUACUUGCAAUUGUCAAAUAUGACUCUGAGGAGUAUACCAUUGUCAGAACCUUCUUUCAAGAAAUUGAUCAGUGGGUUCAGCUGGAGAAAUUCACUAAAUACUACAACAUGACUGCACUCCACAAGAUGCAUGAGAAGUUGGUCCAUCUCCUCAAUUUAUUACUCAAGCCUAAUAUAGAUGUUGACAAGGUGGUGAAUGCUCUGCAGGCCCUUUAUGAGGCUGCUAUUAGAGAUUUCCUUAAAGAGCAGAGAAGCAACGACCAGCUGGAGGAGGAUGGUCUGGCUCCUCGAAGGACAGUUUCCAGUGCUGGAUUGCUUUUUGAGAAUGUUGUUGAGUUGCCAAGUUCAGAUAAUGAGAAUUUCUAUCGUCGGGUACGGCGGUUGCAUACCAUUCUUACAUCACGGGAUUCCAUGCACAGAGUUCCAGAAAAUCUUGAGGCUAGACGCCGAAUUGCUUUCUUCAGCAAUUCAUUGUUCAUGAACAUGCCUCAUGCUCCUCAAGUAGAGAAAAUGAGGGCCUUCAGCGUUUUGACUCCCUACUACAAUGAAGAAGUGUUAUACAGCAAGGAACAACUCCGAACUGAGAACGAAGAUGGGAUUUCUACCCUCUACUACUUGCAGACCAUCUAUGCUGAUGAGUGGAGGAACUUCUUGGAGAGGAUGCGCAGAGAAGGGAUGGCAAGUGAAAAAGAACUUUGGACAACUAGGUUGAGAGAACUUCGUCUAUGGGCAUCAUACAGAGGCCAGACACUCACCCGCACAGUGAGAGGAAUGAUGUACUACUAUCGAGCUCUUGAGGUGCUGGCUUUUCUGGAUUCUGCAUCUGAGAUGGACAUAAGGGAAGGAUCAAUGCAACUUGGUUCCAUGAGGCGUAAUGAUGGCAUGGAUGGUUUGAACUCAGCGAAGUCACCCUCCUCAAGAAGUUUGAACAGAGUAAAUUCUGUCAGUUUGCUGUUCAAAGGCCACGAACCUGGGACUGCGUUGAUGAAAUUUACUUAUGUUGUUGCAUGUCAGAUUUAUGGUUCACAGAAGGCCAAAAAGGAUCCCCAUGCCGAGGAGAUUUUUAAUCUUAUGAAGAAUAACGAAGCUCUUCGUGUUGCCUAUGUUGAUGAGGUGUCGUCUGCGAGGGAUGAGAAAGAGUAUUACUCUGUUCUGGUGAAGUAUGACCAGAAGUUGGAAAGAGAAGUUGAGAUCUAUCGGGUCAAGUUGCCUGGCCCAUUGAAGCUUGGAGAGGGGAAACCGGAGAAUCAGAAUCAUGCCAUUAUCUUCACGAGGGGAGAUGCAGUUCAGACUAUUGACAUGAACCAGGAUAACUAUUUCGAGGAGGCACUAAAGAUGCGGAACCUUUUGGAGGAAUUCAGACACUAUUAUGGCAUCAGGAAACCUACUAUCUUGGGUGUCCGUGAGCACAUUUUUACAGGUUCUGUGUCAUCACUUGCUUGGUUCAUGUCUGCACAGGAAACAAGUUUUGUCACUUUGGGUCAACGUGUUUUAGCUAAUCCUCUAAAAAUCCAGAUGCAUAAUGGGCACCCUGAUGUGUUUGACAGGUUUUGGUUUUUGACUCGGGGAGGGAUAAGCAAGGCUUCCAGAGUGAUUAACAUCAGUGAAGAUAUUUUUGCCGGAUUCAAUUGCACAUUGAGAGGUGGAAAUGUCACUCAUCAUGAAUAUGUCCAAGUUGGCAAGGGAAGGGAUGUUGGGCUCAAUCAGAUUUCCAUGUUUGAAGCGAAGGUUGCCAGUGGGAAUGGUGAGCAAAUUCUUAGCCGAGAUGUCUACAGGUUGGGCAAUAGGCUGGAUUUCUUUAGAAUGCUCUCGUUCUUCUACACUACUGUGGGCUUUUUCUUCAAUACAAUGAUCAUUGUCCUCACUGUAUAUGCAUUUUUGUGGGGCCGGCUUUAUCUUGCAUUGAGUGGAAUAGAGAGUUCUGCGACAGCAGAUAAUGCUAAUGACAAUAAAGCACUUGCCACAAUCUUGAACCAGCAGUUUAUCAUCCAACUUGGUCUGUUUACUGCCUUGCCAAUGGUUGUGGAAAAUUCGCUUGAGCAUGGAUUCCUGAAUGCUAUAUGGGAAUUCAUAACAAUGCAGCUCCAGCUUUCUUCAGUAUUCUAUACGUUUUCCAUGGGAACCCGUGGCCAUUACUUUGGUAGAACUAUUCUUCAUGGUGGUGCAAAAUACCGUGCAACUGGUCGUGGUUUUGUCGUGCAGCACAAGAGUUUUGCUGAAAACUAUAGAUUAUAUGCCCGUAGUCACUUUGUGAAGGCUAUUGAGCUUGGACUAAUUCUCACCGUAUAUGCUUCCUACAGCCCUGUAGCUACAGGAACUUUUGUGUACAUAGCAUUGACCAUCACCAGUUGGUUUCUAGUAGUUUCCUGGAUAUUGGCCCCCUUCAUUUUUAAUCCUCUGGGGUUUGAUUGGUUAAAAGCUGUUCACGAUUUUGAUGAUUUUAUGAACUGGAUAUGGUACCAGGGUGGUGUGUUUGCAAAACCUGAACAGAGCUGGGAAAAGUGGUGGUAUGAAGAACAAGAUCAUUUAAGGACAACUGGUAUUUGGGGAAAGGUACUUGAAAUAAUUUUGGACCUCCGAUUCUUCUUUUUCCAGUAUGGGAUUGUGUAUCAGUUGGGCAUUGCGGCUGGAAGCAAAAGCAUUGCUGUUUACUUGCUUUCCUGGAUUUAUGUGGUUGUGGCUCUUGGAGUUAGUGUACUAUUAGCUAAUGCUCGGGACAAAUAUGCUGCGAAAGAGCACAUAUACUACCGCCUGGUUCAGUUCCUUGUUAUUAUUCUAGCAGGAAUUGUGAUUGCUGCUUUGCUGGAGUUUACAAGGUUCAAAUUUCUGGAUAUCUUCACGAGUUUAUUGGCUUUCAUUCCAACUGGGUGGGGAAUUAUUUUGAUUGCACAAGUCCUGCAGCCCUUCUUGGAGAAAACAGCUCUCUGGGAGACCAUUGUUUCUGAAAGAAACCUAAGGCUGAUUUGUGAGAUGAGGUUGACAGUUCCGUCAUGGAAAAGAUAUGAUGCAGAACAUCAAGGCUGUAAAUGUAUUUUGGUUUGUAGAGGUUCUAAUGUGGAUAUAUUGGCAUCAUCGUACUUUCUUUUCAUUGAUUCAGCAAAGAAGCAGAAGAUUCUGAUAUGUUUCAUCUUGCCAUCUGCUUCGUCUUUUCUAAUUGUUGGAAGUAGCCAAUUGUUUUCAUACUGCGUUUAG
Molecule: messenger RNA, 5430 nt
Organism: Fraxinus pennsylvanica
Lineage: Eukaryota; Viridiplantae; Streptophyta; Magnoliopsida; Lamiales; Oleaceae
Source: the annotation of a GenBank genome assembly